Molecule: messenger RNA, 952 nt
Organism: Manis javanica (Malayan pangolin)
Lineage: Eukaryota; Metazoa; Chordata; Mammalia; Pholidota; Manidae
Source: RefSeq, a predicted model, not a curated record
ACUCUGAUCUCCGCCUCCAUUGUCAAGUCCUUGCCCUGUGUCUGUGCCCAGAUUCCCUCUUUCUGCAAGGACGCCAGUCACACUGGACCAGAGCCAACGCCACUCCAGUGUGACCGCACCUUUACUUAAAUAAUUAUAUCAGCAACGGCUGUUCCCAAGCAUCUCCUUCUGUUCGGGCUGCUGAUCAGGCUGGCACAGACCAGACGGCUUAUAAACAGCAGGUACUUCUUGGAAAAACUGAAAAAGCUUCCUGGACGUCGGUGGCCCAGAGCUGAUGGCAGACAAUGUCAGCCACUAACAACAUAGCCCAGGCCCGGAAGCUGGUGGAGCAACUUCGCAUCGAAGCCGGGAUAGAGCGCAUCAAGGUCUCCAAAGCCUCCUCCGAACUCAUGAGUUACUGUGAGCAGCACGCCCGGAACGACCCGCUGCUGGUCGGAGUCCCAGCCUCCGAGAACCCCUUUAAGGACAAGAAGCCUUGUAUUAUCCUAUAGCUCUGUCUCCUGCCCUGUGCCGCUCUGUCACUCUCUCUCUCUCUGUCUCUCUCAGCCAGAGCAUCAUUCAGCACACAGUCAAGAAAACGUUUCGAAUCCCAAAACUUCUGAUUCCAAAAGAAAUGCAAAAAGUUGCCACUGCCCAAAUGGGGUAAAAUGUAUCUUCUGGGUCUAGAUGGGUUUUCUGACCCAGCAACGCAGCCCUCUCACGGCCCAGCCGAAGGAGAGCCGUCUGAGUUGUGAUCUGAAGCGGAGUCGGGCCAGAAGAAGGCAAGGGGCCGGGUGAAUCUACCACCGGCCUGGACGACCCAGCAGGGUGGCCAUUCCCACACAAUUGGCCAUUUGUGGGAAGAUCUUCUUCUUUUCUGUAAGCAGAGUAAACUUGGGUGGGCAGUGGGGGAGAGACGUAAUUCAGUUCUGUGGAAGAAUUUCUCCUUUUCAUUUAAAAAAUUGUUACUCUA